AUGGCGGAGCUGGCCGUGCAGCAGCCCCACAAGAAGAAGAGGCUGAUCGCCUUGCUCGCCAACGAGCAGGACAUCCUCCGCCGCAUGUCAUGGAAGAGCAUGGACAGUGCCUUGGAGCCGCUCAAGUCGAUGAGCACGGUGCUGAGCGACGACCCGGACAUGGCGAACGCCAAGACGUGGGCGCAGCAGGUGGCAGAGAUCAGGCACGACGUGGAGGACAUGUUUGACAGGUCCAGUUCCGGCGGCGGCUCGCCGAUAAGGCUCUUCUUGGAUCGCCGCCGGAUGGUCAAGCGCCUCAACUCGCGCAUCGACGCCAUCAAGCUGCGGCUAUCGCUGCUUGCCAACCUGGACGACAGGGAGUCGCCGGCGAACGCGACGAGGUACAGGAUGGACGACCGGCAGCUGGAUCCUCUCUCCGUCGAGGAGGUGGAGGCGCUGGGCAUCGAACGGCGACGGGCGGAGAUUUCCAAGUGGCUGCUGGGCGUGGGCGGAGCCCCUGGCGAGGGGAAGCUCAAGGUCAUGUCCGUCGUCGGCGAGGCCGGCGUCGGAAAGACCACCCUCGUGCGGAGCGUGUACAACGAGCCCCAGGUGAGAGGCCGGUUCCGCUGCCACGCCUGGGUGACCGUCGGCGCGACCGCCACGGCGGCCGACCUCCUCCGCAGGAUCAUGCUGCAGGUCUUCCUGGAGAGCCCGGAGGCGAUGCCGGCCAACGUGGACUCCAUGGACGAGAUGCAGCUGGCCGACACGGUGGGGCGCUACCUCGGCGACAAGGCGUACCUCGUCGUCCUCGACGACGUGUGGAGCUCCGAGGUGUGGGACUACCUGGGCGUCGCGUUGCCGGACAGCGGCAUGGGCAGCCGGAUCAUCGUGUCCACAAGGGUCAUCGACAUAGGCCGGCAGUGCCGGUGGGCGUCAAGAGUGGAGACGCUCGUCCACACCCCGCUCGACAAGGGCAGCUCGCUGCAGCUCUUCCUCCGCAAGGCGUCCCGGUGGGUCGGGUGCACCCCGGACCCAGAGCUGAAGGAGAUCGCCGCAGAGAUCGUCCGGGAGUGCCGCGGCCUGCCCCUCCUGCUCGUCGCCAUGGGUGGGCUCAUGUCAACCAGGCCGCAGACCGCGGAGGCCUGGCAGGACGUGCUCGACAAGCUCCGGCGGACAAGGGACCUCGAGCUGGCGCUCCCCGCCGUCCUGUGGUUGGCCUACAACGACUUGCCGAGCCGCCUCAAGGCGUGCUUCCUCUACUUUAUCCUCUUCCCGAGGACGUACUGCGCCAAGCGCACGGCGCUGGUCCGGCUGUGGGUGGCGGAGGGCUUCGUCCAGAAGGAGUACGGCCGGACGCUGGAGGACACCGCGGAGGCGUACCUCCACGAGCUGAUCCGCCGGAACCUGGUCCAGGUGACGGACUACUACGACUACGGCAAGGUGCGGAGCUGUGGCGUCCACGACAUGCUCCGCGAGAUCAUCAUCCACAAGUGCGAGGAGGACAACUUCGGCGCCUCCGUCACCAGGGACGCCGGCAAGGUGCGCGCCGACGUCCGCCGCCUCUCCACCGUCGACACCAAGAGAGACGACUUCCUCCGCGACGUCAGCGCCGGCCACGUCCGUACGCUCUUCAUGCUGGGCGCGAGCGCCGCCAGCACGUCGUCCCUGCUCGCCAUCAUCCCCGAGUACAAGCUGCUGAGGGUGCUCGACCUCGAGGGCGCGCCGGUCGACCGGCUGCCGGAGGAGCUCCCCGACGGCUCCUGCCUCCGGUACCUCAGCCUGAGGAACACCAGGAUCAGCAAGCUGCCCAAGUCGCUCAGGAAGCUCACCCACCUGCAAACCCUCGACCUCAAGGGCACCUACGUCUCGCACCUCCCCGCCGGGAUCACCAGGAUGGACAGCAUCCGCCACCUCCUCGCCUACCGCUACUACUCCGGCCAGCACCCGCCCUACUACUACGCGCUCGGCGUCACGCUGCCGCGGGGGAUCGGCCAGCUGAGGGAUCUCCAGAAGCUGACCUACGUCGAGGCCACACGAGACAAGGGCACGCUGGUCGAGCUCGCCCGGCUGACGCAGCUCAAGCGGCUGGGCAUCGUCAAGCUGAGGUCCGGCGACGGCGGGACCCUCUGCGCCUCCGUCGCCAAGAUGACGGAGCUCCUCUCCCUCUCGGCCUCGUCCUCCGACAUCACCGAGCCCCUCAACCUCGCCUCGCUGGACCCGGCGCCCCGCAAGCUGGAGCGCCUCUACCUCCGAGGCCCGCUGCCGGAGCUGCCACGCUGGGUGCUCUCCCUCCGCAACCUCCAACGCAUACGCCUCAGGUGGUCGAGCCUCAAAGGCGACGCCAUCGUCCACCUCCAGUGCCUCCCCGUGAUCGAGCUCGCCCUUAUCCAGGCCUACGACGGCGUCACGCUCCACUUCACCGAGGGAUUCUCGAACCUUCAGAUACUAGAGAUCGACCACCUCACCAACCUCGAGCUCAUCCGCGUGGAGGGAUCGGCCAUGCCCAUGAUCCACAAGAUGUCCCUCAGGUCCUGCCGGAGCCUCACCACCGUUCCAGAAGGCAUCCAACGGCUCAAGCAUCUCAAGGAGAUCCACUUGUUCGCCAUGCCCGACGCCAUGGUGGCCAGCUUGAAGGAGGGAGGCAUGGCCAGCCACGUACCGGUCAUUCGGGUCUACAAUCAGCAUCGGGACAUUUCCCAGUAAAAAUCACGUCCCUCUUGAGCUCUAGCUCCUCCACCUCGUCAACCUCCGCCUACGCACAACCUUAUUAUUACUUCAUCUUUUAAUGAACAUAAUAAUCAACCUAUAGGAUUUAGAUAUCAUCCUUUUGCUUUUUUUUUUUUGUAAAUGGUUGCGUUGUCUGCUCAUGUAUAUACAAGCAUGCAUGUAGCUUGUUAAUAUCUUGUGUAUGGCGAAUGUAAUUUGUAAAUAACUUUAUUGUAUUGUAUUGUAUUAUUAAAAUUUUAUUGUAACAACAAGGUAAAAAAGAAGAAUCAACUUUGCUCUUAAGGCCUAAGAGCAGGU
Oryza brachyantha (malo sina) is the source of this 3003-nucleotide messenger RNA. Its product is annotated as disease resistance protein RPM1-like. The record is from RefSeq and is a predicted model, not a curated record. Bases 1 to 2682 code for a protein of 893 amino acids. The transcript has a single exon. Lineage: Eukaryota; Viridiplantae; Streptophyta; Magnoliopsida; Poales; Poaceae. Gene Ontology annotation, molecular function: ADP binding. Gene Ontology annotation, biological process: defense response to other organism.